GCAAUUAGUGCAGACCGUUAUGCCAGGCAUAACAAAUUUGUGCCUUACAUGCUAGAUUUUUAGAAUGACAGUGAAGAGUUUGAUUAGAAAUAAGAGAUGCAUUUUUAUCUUUGCGUUGCUUGCCAUCGCUGAAGUGUCUCCUGAGGAUCAGGUGGCAGAGGAGUGCGAUGCAAAAAAUGGACCAUUGGCUAAAUUGAGAGAAAAUUCUGCAAAACUGAAUAGUUUGGUGGAAAAGCACAUUUGCAAAAUGACUGAAGCUCAAGAUACUAAUGUAACUAACGCCAAUACAAAAGACAAAGAUACUGCAAAAUCGGGUUCUUGCAAUUCUGACUUUGAGCAAGUACCAGAAAGAAGCAAGCGCAUUGUUGUAUGCAAUGUGCAUUCAGGGAACAUCGACGGUGAAUUCAAAAUGGAGCAUAUUAGCGAAACGCUUUGCACGCAUGUCCUUAUCAGCGGGUUCUAUGAGGUCAAAGUUGAUACGCUGGAAAUAACGGGAAAAAAAUUGGAAAACUACACUAUCACUGACCUGAUGACUUAUUUGAAGUCAAAAAAAUUGAAAGUUUGGCUGAGCAUCGGGGCUGAUGGAACUUUGGAGCCAAAAGAUUACUCGACGUUGGCAACAACAGAGGAAUCGCGAACAAAGUUUAUUAAAAAUGUCAUGGGCAUUCUAGUUGCUCUAGGAAUGGACGGCUUCAGUCCUAGAUGGAGAUAUCCAGUUUGCAUCUACGAAGAUUGUUACAAACCAAAGAUGGUAGAUUCUGAGAACUCUGUUCGCCUUAUUGAGAGUUUGUCAGCACAACUGCGACCAAAGGGCCUUUCUCUUGUCAUCUACACAACAAAAUCGUUUAUGUACAGCACAAUGUUUAAAUUUAAAAGUCUGACGAAAUUUGUUGAUUACUGGUUAAUCGUGUGCUACAAUAAUCGGGGCCAUUGGGAUCCAAUUGCUGGCGAAUCAAGUUCUAUCAAAUUUUUGGAUCAAUGUCUUGGUUGGUACCGAGCAGCGAUUCAAAGCGAGACUGCUAUACUUGGCCUUGCUCCCCAUUAUCUUCCAUUGAAACUGAUGAACAGCAAGUCAAACAAACUUGGAGCGAAUAUUAUGAAAGAUACUAAGGGAAACGCUACCUUAAAUUCAUUUAGAAAUAUCUGUAACGCUGUCACCACAUUUGGCGGAAAGUUGGUAUACAAUGAGUCGUCUGGCAAUAAUGCAUAUUGGACUAAAGACUCUGACUGGGUGUCCAUUGAAACAACUGCAACCGUCCGUCAGAAGAUGGAGUUUGUUACUAAAUACAAUCUUUCUGGCGUUUUCUUGGAGCAUUUACGUGAUGAUGAUUUUGACGGAACAAUGUGCAAAUGUGGGAAGUAUCCUGUGUUGCGUACAAUGAACGAGGAGAUUCGCGGCAGCAGGCGAUGUUUCGUUCCUCUUUGCCCAACGGCAAAACCAACUGAGUGAAUCAUUUGAU
Neocloeon triangulifer is the source of this 1460-nucleotide messenger RNA. Its product is annotated as probable chitinase 10. Gene Ontology annotation, cellular component: extracellular region. NCBI's taxonomy places the organism in Eukaryota, Metazoa, Arthropoda, Insecta, Ephemeroptera, Baetidae. The transcript is spliced from 10 exons. Bases 65 to 1450 code for a protein of 461 amino acids. Gene Ontology annotation, biological process: carbohydrate metabolic process; chitin catabolic process. Gene Ontology annotation, molecular function: chitinase activity; chitin binding. The record is from RefSeq and is a predicted model, not a curated record.